Molecule: messenger RNA, 375 nt
Organism: Penicillium chermesinum
Lineage: Eukaryota; Fungi; Ascomycota; Eurotiomycetes; Eurotiales; Aspergillaceae
Product: MICOS complex subunit Mic12 family protein
Exons: 2
Coding region: 1-375 (124 amino acids)
Biological process (GO): cristae formation
Cellular component (GO): mitochondrial crista junction; MICOS complex
Source: RefSeq, a predicted model, not a curated record
AUGGGCUUCUUCCCUGGGUUUUUCAGCGGCUUCGCCCUUACAACUUCGGUUCUUUACAUUACAAUCCAAGUCCACCGCACCACUCGGCUUGAACAGCGCCGUGCGAUCCGUGAACAAGUCGACCAGAUCAAUUGGCUUGCAUCCUCCGCCGGGGCAUACGACCGUCGCAAUGAACCGCAGGACUUGACCCGCCGUCUCGAGGAACAAACUGCAAACAAAAGGCGAGCCCCUGAAAUGAAAGAAAUUUUGAAACACAGAUGGAACCAGGAGGUCGAAAAGCUGGUUCGCAAGGCCUACAAUAGCCGAUGGGAAGAUUUCCGAGACAGUGCUGCGGGCUCUUGGGGUGCGGUAAAAAGUUAUGUUAAGAAGGACUAA